Messenger RNA from Cotesia congregata, 1311 nucleotides. Lineage: Eukaryota; Metazoa; Arthropoda; Insecta; Hymenoptera; Braconidae. The record is from the annotation of a GenBank genome assembly.
AUGGAUUCUCAAUACAUAUCGAACAGUUCGAGGAGUCAAAAUCCUAAAUGGGUCUGUCCAAGUGAUCGUCAAUUGGCACUACGAGCAAAAUUGAAAACUGGAUGGUCAGUAAAAAGCUUAACUCUAGACGGUGGAUAUAAUGAUUACGCUUGUCAUUCGUCUUGUCCUUCACUUAAUAAUGGAUCUCAAAAGUCAUCAACCGCUUUGACAUCAGAGGAACAAAAACGAAUAAUCGAGGUUAUUAAGCGAGCAGAAGUCUUGGAUUUAUCAGAACAAGAACGAGUUGGCAAACUAGUUGAACGUCUUGAUAAUAUGAAGCGCAAUGUUACAGUUGUUAAUACAAGAUCAAGUGAUAAGAGUUGCGGAAAUAGAUGCAUACGUAGUAAGAGAUGUGUUUGUUCUUGUGCUCUAUGUGGCGAAAAAUUUACUGUCCUUGGAGGUGGAUCCAUUUUAUGCAAAGAUUGUUGCAAAUAUGUUUGCAAAAAAUGUGGAGUUGAGACGACAAUAUCAACAGUAGUAAUUAACAAUAAAUCACGGAUAAAAAACAAGCAAUUUUUUACCGCUUCUUCAAUAUCUGAUAUUUCAAUGAUUGAAACAGAAAAUGAUGAGCCAAUUAAAGUAUCUACUAAAAUUUUUUUAUGUCGUAUUUGUACAGAAACACGAGAAAUGUGGAAAAAAAGUGGUGCUUGGUUCUUCAAAAGCUUGCCCAAAUAUAUUUUACCAGAAAAAAAGAAAACUCAGAGUGAGAUUAAAAGCACGUGUAAAAUUUUAAGUAACUCUACUGAACUGAUCGAACAAGAUUCAUCCUCAGACGAGGAUUCUACUCAACCAAAUUUAUUCCUUUCACAUAGUUUGUCUUCAAAUCUUCCCGAUUUAUCUCGAAGCCAAAAUUUUGAUACCAAAAUAGAUAUUGAGAUUCAGCGCAAAAGUGCCACAGCUCUUACUGAGAUUGAUAGAAUGAAGAGUAGUAGUCCACAUAAAUUACAAUUUCAUUUGUCGCCUCAUAACCAAUUGAAUGAACCGUCUAUUUCUUCAUCUUCAACUUUACUUUCAUCUCCUGUAUCAUCAGCAUCUCUUUUAUCACUGACAAAAUCAACAAAUCGUUUGUCAAAACAAAAAGAAAAAUCCCUUUCAAGUAGCAAAAAUUCCAUUUUUUAUACAAAUCUUUCGUCUAAUAGCAGUGAAUCAAUUGACAGUGAAUCAUUAUACAAGAAUGAUAUCUCUUCCAAGUCACCUGUAAAUAGUAAAAAAUCAAAAAAAAAAUCUAAUCGCAGAAAAUUUUUUAAUGACAAAAAAGACUUAAGCGAUUAG